This is a messenger RNA of Striga asiatica, 731 nucleotides long. The record is from the annotation of a GenBank genome assembly. Lineage: Eukaryota; Viridiplantae; Streptophyta; Magnoliopsida; Lamiales; Orobanchaceae.
CAAAAAAAAAAUAAAAAAAAAUGGCGAUAACGCAUGCCGAUCUUGCUCCAAGACCGAAAGGCGGCUAUCUUGGCAGCAAAACUGGUGCAUUUGUCAUGGUUUUGACCGUAGUUCUUGGCCUUUUUUAUUUCUAUCUCUGUCUGCUGGCUGACGCUACACGAUCCGAGGUGAAUUGGAUGGCGACAAAUGAAGGAAAAGGAAUAGAAUCUGAGUGCACGUACACCGGCAGCGGCAGAUCACCUCUUUUGUCGGCUUCUGCAGCAUUUUUGUGUCUGGCGAUAGCAAUGAUGGUGCAUCACAUGUACUUAUUGGUUGCAGUUAGCAAGUCGGAUGCGCUGGUUGAUGCCACGUCAGACCCAGAUUCGUCUUUUGCCAGCUCUCUCGCCUGCCAAGCCGGAUUUUUUUCGUGUCUACAUGAGAUCCUGAUGCUCAUUGGGCUGAGCAUUGAAUCGGGCCACCUCACCAAUUGGGCCACGCCCCGGCCCAGCUGCCUAGCAAACAAACCGGGCCUGUUCACGGCUGGCGGAGUUUCGGGCCUGGUGACCGUUUUUCUCGCCUCGGGCCUCUACAUAACUGCUCUGCGACGCGAGAAAAUAGGAGACGCGAGAUAUUGCAUAUUGGAGGCAAGUGCCACGUAUGCGACCCCACCAGGAACGCCAGCUGGAGUCAACCCUUUGACCAGACAAGAAUAUCGGAAUAAUAAUUUGGAUGGGUUGCGAUAUUACUUGACG